CUGCAGCCAACCCUAAGCCUCCGCCUCUUCUUUUUUCACAGCUUCAACCCAUUUCACAGAUGGUCAAGCGCUGUCAUACCGUUCAUUUAUCGCUUCAUUGAUCCAGGAGGGGAGUAGACUUAAGCGCGAGGCUAUCCCUCAUACAUAAAACUGCUUACCUUAUUUCAGCCAUGAAUGUCAUGAACGGCAUGCCAGUGCCUCCUGUGCUCUGGCAGGAAGCUAGAAAUUCUGAUGGCAGAGUCUACUACUACAAUGUCCAGACGAAGGCCACACAGUGGACAAAGCCGUUGGAGCUUAUGACUCCUGCAGAGCGUGCUUUGUCAAACCAACCAUGGAAAGAAUACACCGCGGAGGGCGGGCGGAAGUACUGGUACAAUACAGAGACCAAGCAGAGCUCAUGGGAGAUGCCUGAGGUUUACAAGACUGCUCUUGCCCAGCAACCUCCUCAACGACCCAUUCCUGCUGCUCCAACUUUCGUUGCAGGAGGCAUCUCCACAUUUCCCACCUACCCCCAACAACGGGAGCGUGAACGUGAACGCGAACGUGAUGAGCACGACCGGAGUGCAGCAGACCGACGUGGUGAUUACGGGCCUACUGAUACGAACGGCGUUGUUGCAGGAUCCGCCGUUGGCGCACAGCAAACUGAGCCGGAAUACGCUAGCUUCGAGGAGGCCGAAGCUGCUUUCAUGAAGCUGCUACGACGCAGCAAUGUACAGCCAGAGUGGACGUGGGAACAGGCAAUGCGUUCAAUCAUCAAGGACCCACAAUAUCGCGCGAUAAGGGAUCCAAGGGACCGCAAGGCCGCCUUUGAGAAAUAUGCCGUUGAGGUUCGCAUGCAGGAAAAGGAUCGCGCCAAAGAAAGACUGGCUAAACUCCGUGCAGAUUUCGGUACGAUGCUGAGAAGCCACCCGGAGAUCAAGCACUACUCGCGAUGGAAGACUAUCCGCCCUAUCAUCGAGCGGGAGACGAUUUUUAGGUCUACGAGUGAUGAGAAUGAAAGGCGACAGCUAUUCGAGGAGUACAUUAUUGAGCUGAAGAAAGAGAAUGCCGAACAAGAACUUGCUUCUCGAAAGGCGGCCAAGGAGGCCCUGGCGGAUAUUCUUAAAACUUUGGAGCUGGAGCCAUAUACCAGAUGGGCCGAGGCGCAGGGGAUUAUCCAGUCAAACGAAAGGGUGAUGAAUGAGGAUAAGUUCAAAGCCCUGACUAAAUCGGAUAUUCUAACCGCAUUUGAGAACCAUAUCAAAUCCCUUGAGCGUACGUUCAAUGAUACCCGCCAGCAGCAGAAGGCUAAUAAAGCCAGACGAGAGCGCAAGAACAGAGAUCAAUAUAUGGAGUUGUUGCAGGAACUGAGAAAGGGUGGAAAGAUCAAGGCGGGCAGUAAGUGGAUGAAUAUUCUGCCGAUAAUCGAGGAUGACCCCCGGUAUGUUGCCAUGUUAGGCCAGGCUGGCUCCACUCCUCUAGAUCUAUUCUGGGACAUUGUGGAAGAGGAGGAGAGAGCCCUGAGAGGCCCUAGAAACGAUGUUUUGGAUGUUCUAGAUGAUGUACGCUACGAAGUUACACCAAAAACCACCUUCGAAGAGUUCAACGAGAUCAUGGCUACCGACAGGCGCAGUGCAAGGAUUGAUCGCGACACUCUCCAGCUAAUUUUCGACCGUAUCAAAGAGAAAGUCCUCCGACGCACCGAAGACGAAAAGCACGCCGCAGACCGCCACCAACGUCGAGCCAUCGAUGCCCUCCGCUCGCGCAUCAAACAUCUCGAACCACCGGUCCGCGCCUCCGAUACCUGGGACCAAGUGAAACCCCGCGUCGAGAAACUAGAGGAAUACCGUGCACUGGACACGGACGAUCUACGUCGCACUGCGUUUGAUAAAGUUAUCCGCCGCCUCAAAGAAAAAGAAGAGGACGCCGAGCGCGACCGUGAUCGCGCCGGCAGCCGCCGUGACCAUUACGACCGUUCUGACCGCGACCGUGAUCGCGACCGUGAUCGUGAUCGCAACGGAUACCGCAGCGAGCGACGCAGAGGGGCAACCCCUAGCCGCCUCAGCCGCACGCCCGAGCCGGACGCCUACGAAGCGGAUCGGCGCAAAGCACAAGCCGACCGCGAGAGAUCCUACCGGAAAGUCAGCGGGCUCUCCCCACCGCCGCCGGGACGCGAGCGUGACCGUGAUCGUGAUCGUGAUCGCGACCGUGGCCGGGAUAGAGAUAGGGAUCGUGACCGGGACCGCGAGCGGGAUCGACCCAGCAGCCGCUCUAUGCUUAGCCACUAUGAUCGGCGCGAGAAGGAGGAUGAGCGGGAGCGCUUGUACCGCUCGCGCGCGGACCCGAGGAGCAGCCGCGAUGAAUUGGAUUACGGUGGCGGCAACGGGGCGGCGGCCGAUUCCACGGCGCGUAGUACCACGGGUACGGUUACUAGUGAGCGCAGGCGGCGCAGGGAUAGUGAGACGGAGAGCGUUGGGAGUCGGAGUGCGAAGCGGUAUAGGAGGGAUGGGGGGUCGAGGAGGGAUAAGGAGCGAGAGCGGGAUAGGGAUAGGGAUCGGGAGCGGGGGAAGGAGCGGGAGAGGGAGCGGACACCGGAAGAGGUGAAGGAGGAGAGGGUAGUGCAUUCGGGGAGUGAGGAGGGGGAGAUUGAGGAGGAGUGAUGGGUAUGACGAUGUGGGUGACGAUUCGGGGAGUUAUGAGGUGGUAGAGUUUACGUGAAGAGGGAAAGUUAGUUUAUGGUAGAUACGGUAGGGAAUGUAUUGAUUACUAUUUAAUUCUCUUCUACUUCUCUUUGGGACCACACGGGAGCUGAGGCUGGCUAGGGUGAGCUUUGGCGGUUUGUUAGAAAUCCCAUGUUGUCUUCUCUAUUUUUCUUUCCAUAUUAAUGUUGGUAAUUGAAGGGUUGAGCAAGAUUUAAGUAAUUCUAAGCGUCCCAGACAAUCUUAGAAUUCGCUGUGAAUAUAGAAAAAGUUUUUUACACCCUGCCAAGAAUUUCCAACGGGGACUUGGACCAAAAGUUAGAAAACGUGAGACUUGCAUUUUCCCUUUCUUACCCUUCAUAGCUUCGCAACAUGGACAGGUAAAACGAAUGAAUGAUAAAGAAGGUUUGAGGUGAG
This is a messenger RNA of Blastomyces dermatitidis ER-3, 3095 nucleotides long. Its product is annotated as formin binding protein. Gene Ontology annotation, cellular component: U1 snRNP; U2-type prespliceosome. Gene Ontology annotation, biological process: mRNA cis splicing, via spliceosome. The record is from RefSeq and is a predicted model, not a curated record. The transcript has 4 exons. Bases 171 to 2639 code for a protein of 822 amino acids. NCBI's taxonomy places the organism in Eukaryota, Fungi, Ascomycota, Eurotiomycetes, Onygenales, Ajellomycetaceae. Gene Ontology annotation, molecular function: protein binding; RNA binding.